Guyanagaster necrorhizus is the source of this 1281-nucleotide messenger RNA. RefSeq lists its product as uncharacterized. The record is from RefSeq and is a predicted model, not a curated record. NCBI's taxonomy places the organism in Eukaryota, Fungi, Basidiomycota, Agaricomycetes, Agaricales, Physalacriaceae. The transcript has 2 exons. Bases 1 to 1281 code for a protein of 426 amino acids.
AUGGGCUCUGAACGUUCACAGGAUACACUCAGAAAGCGAAUGCACCUACUUGAGCGUGCGCAGUCUGGAAUGUCGAAGAAACCGAAGGAAACGGAUGCUGGGCACCAUACGGAGGACACGUCGUUGACGGAGCUGGAAUAUGAGACCGGCACGGAAUCCAGUGAAGAUUUGCCGCAGAUGUCUGGAAAGCCCUUGGUAUCUCCGAAUCGUUCAGAACGUGAUGCUCGCGCGACCAGAGAUCGCGAGAGCGAGACGUCGAGCAAUCGCGCUUGGUACCAAUUCGAUCUUGCCGUUGUCGCAGCCCUCGUUUCGCCAGUAGGAAACCUUCUUACGGGAGGCGACCUCGUGAAAAACUUGCUGUACAUCUUGCUCUUGCUGUUUUAUCUCCACCAGCUCAUUGAAGUCCCUUGGUCGAUGUACCAAAGUGCCAGGCCUCGUCGUCGCUCACCACAUUUACCACCUGAUCCUACUCCUGACGACAUUUACAAGCAAAAUGCUCAUACCGAGCUGCGAAGGACGGAACUGUUCUUUUUGAUUCUGGCAACGGUGUCUCCUUUCCUCGGAGCCUCUUUCUUACGCUACAUCCUAGCCCAGAUCGCGGGCGAAGACGUCCUCACCUGGUUCAGCACCGGCCUCUUCCUCCUAGCUACCGGCAUCCGUCCAUGGACGCAUGUCGUCGAGCGUCUCACCCUCAGAAUAUCGCACCUCCAUAAUGUCAUACACUAUCCCAGCCCUGAGCAGACUACCAAAGAUCUGCAGCAACAGUUGACGGACCUGAAGCAGCAGAUGGCGAGGGUCGAGCAUACCCUGGGAAAGGUCCGGCGGAGAAUGGACGACGGAGCCGAGGCGAUGUACGAGUAUGUGGACGAAGCCGUGGACGUCGUAGAGAAAAGCUUGCGGAGGCAUGAGAAGAAGUGUGAGAAGCAGGAUCAGAGGGUCAAGGACAUUGAGAUUUCUGUGGAUUCUCUGAGGAAAGUCAGAGGAAGGUGUCUGGACACGAGUGCGAAUCAUUCGCUGCUUUCGUACGUCUUACCUGCGUGGCUCGUCUCUCCGCCAUCACGUCCAUCUGCAGUCAAAUAUCCUCCUCCUCUUUCACCUUCAUUCGCUACGGCGACGUCUUCUUUCGCACCAUCAGAGCGCCUACCAACGAUACCUGAAAAUGGCAAGCUGAAUUUACGAAAGCCAGUUCAGGAGCAUCCUACGGGAUUGGGUAUGAAGCUCCUUUAUGGCACCGUUUCUCUGAUGACACUCCCUAUCCGUAUUCUGGUCGGCCACUCCUGA